AUGAUUGAGGAACGUUCAUAUCAGCCAGGGAGUCUGUGGUUCUAUGCACCGAACAAAGGCGCCCCCAUAGCCUUUGCGAUUCUCUUCGCUGUCUCGGGCGUAGCUCACUUUUAUCAGACCUUCCGCUACAAGUCCUGGAAAGUGACGGGCAUGUUGCCAUGGUCAGCACUUCUUUUCACGGCAGGAUUCAUCAUGCGCACCAUCGGUGCCUUUGGACAAUGGGGCAACAUUCCAGUUUAUAUUUCAAGCACUGUCCUCCUUUUGGCUGGACCGCCGGUCUACGAAACGGCCAACUACUUAAUCCUCGGUCGCAUGCUCUACUACAUCCCAUAUCACUCACCUAUACACCCCGGUCGCGUGUUCACAACUUUCGUUGCCUUGGCUGCGGCCAUUGAAGCUAUCACCGCCAAUGGAGCCGUCCGAGUCGCCAGUGCUAGCUCUACAGUCAGUGAGCAAAACACCGGCAAAGCGCUGCUCAAGGCUGCACUCAUCAUGCAGAUUGCCUUGAUGGUCGGAUUCGUGGCACUUGCCGGACGAUUUCACAUCAACUGUUCGAAGGGCGGUGUCUUGAAUCGGAAAAUUAAGCGCACCUUGAUUGUUCUUUACAUCAGCUGCACGCUCAUCACCGUUCGAACCAUUUACCGUACCGUCGAGUAUUUCACUGCUGCGAGCCUGAACAACUACACGGACAUCCAGCACAUUAGUCCCAUUCUCAAGCAAGAAUGGUUUUUCUGGUUCUUCGAGGCCGUCUUCAUGUACAGCAACACCACCAUGCUCAACAUUUUCCAUCCGAUGUCAGUGCUUCCGCGCUCGAACAAGGUAUAUCUGGCCGCAGAUGGCGUGACAGAAAUUGAAGGACCGGGUUAUGACGACCCCCGACCCAAACUCGUGACUAUCAUUGAUCCUUUCGACAUUUACGGUUUAAUUACAAAGCGUGGCAAGCAGCAGAAGUACUGGGAGACCGGUGGUGUUCAUCCCGACGAGACUCGCACCGCGCAAGACGCAUAA
This is a messenger RNA of Penicillium cinerascens, 1008 nucleotides long. RefSeq names its product putative RTA1 domain protein. Gene Ontology annotation, cellular component: membrane. The transcript has 4 exons. The record is from RefSeq and is a predicted model, not a curated record. Bases 1 to 1008 code for a protein of 335 amino acids. NCBI's taxonomy places the organism in Eukaryota, Fungi, Ascomycota, Eurotiomycetes, Eurotiales, Aspergillaceae.